Messenger RNA from Strongylocentrotus purpuratus (purple sea urchin), 2273 nucleotides. It is a transcript of the gene rnpc3, whose product is annotated as RNA-binding region-containing protein 3. NCBI's taxonomy places the organism in Eukaryota, Metazoa, Echinodermata, Echinoidea, Camarodonta, Strongylocentrotidae. Gene Ontology annotation, biological process: mRNA splicing, via spliceosome. Gene Ontology annotation, molecular function: protein binding; pre-mRNA intronic binding; U12 snRNA binding. The record is from RefSeq and is a predicted model, not a curated record. The coding region runs from base 56 to 1648 and encodes 530 amino acids. The transcript is spliced from 12 exons. Gene Ontology annotation, cellular component: U12-type spliceosomal complex.
UAUGCGAUGUUUUUCAUUUUCUAGUUGAUAAAAUUUGAUUUUUGUUGUUGAAAUUAUGGACGGGGAACGUGUGAUGCGUGGCAAUAUUCUCAUCGUCAGACAUCUACCCAGCUCACUAGAUGCUUCAGAAAAAGAAAAUCUUUUGAAGCAUUUCGGUGCAGUGAGUGUGAAAUGUAUGGCGAAUUAUGGAAGAAUGAAACACACUGCAUUUGCCAAUUUUGAGAAUCACAAUGCUGCAUCACAGGCUUUGGGUCGUCUGCAUCAGAUGAAUGUAUUGGGACAUACCUUGACUGUGCAGUUUGCGAAAACAAGGAGACAGAUUGCCAUAGGAACUCCAAGUAUUUCUGACAAAUACCAACCAAGUAUCAUCAGCAACGGAGAGGAGACGGAGAAAAAGGAUGGGAGGUCUGAAUCCAUCAGCGUGGAAGACAUGCAGACUAAGAGAAUAAUGAAGACGAUUGGCAUGGCUCCAGACUUUGGGCUCUCCCAUCCUAUAAACCCAAGGCUAAAGUACCACUACCCACCACCGACUGUCAGUAUUCUGAGUAACAUCGUCAACGCCUUAGCCUCGGUGCCCAAGUUCUACGUUCAAACGCUUCAUCUGAUGAAUAAGAUGAGUCUACCCGCACCGUUUGGUCCUCUCACUCCAGCUCCUCCUUUGGAAGAUGAUCAGAUAGUUGUCCCUCCGGAGCCUGAGGAUAAUGCCCCUGCUGAAAUGGAAGUGUCUAGCUCCAGUGAGGGAUCAGAGAUGGAGAGUGAUGAAGAGAGUAGAGAACUAUCCAAGAAGCGUCAUCUUCAGCUUGGUCACGCAGCUGUCAAACGACCGUCCAAAAAAAAGCCAGCGGCUCAACGGAAGCGCCCUCGCCUUCAGGACAUGAUUGCAACGGCUGCUGCAGCCAGGUCCAUCCCCUUGACCGACACGACCCCAGCGGUCGGUGGGGUCACCCGGAAGGAGGUGUUUGACCCAACCCAGGUGCCCAAGAAACCAGAGAUCAGGCUUGCAGAAAGUAUCACCAGUGCUGUGGAGAGACAGAUCCAACAAGGACAAAUAAGCACAGUUGAGGACACGCCCGCUCCUACAAACGCCCCUGUCACAGAAGAGAUAGGAGGCUUUGGAACUUUCCAACCCCCCCUCAAGCCAUCAGAUGCUGGGGAGGAGGACCAAGAAGAUGAGGAGGAGGAAGAGGAAGAGCAGGAGGAGGAGGGACCUGAAUCAGCUGAAUUCAUCACCAGGGAGCAACUGAAGAAGAGGCUGUCCAAAGAGGAAAUAAAGCACAUAUCUGUCUUCAAGAACUACACACCGGGCGAACCAACAACCAGACUGUACGUCAAGAACUUAGCCAAGCAAAUAGAAGAAAAGGAUUUGAAGUUUAUAUUUGGGAGAUAUGUUGACUGGACUUCACCAUUAGACAAAGAUAUGUUCAACAUACAGCUGAUGAAGCAAGGUCGUAUGAAAGGUCAAGCGUUUGUUGGUCUCCCCAGCGAGCUAGCCGCCCAGCGUGCUCUCCGAGACACCAACGGUCUGCUGGUCCACGAUAAACCUAUUGUGGUUAGCUUUGCCCGAUCAGCCAAGCCUAAGGAGAAGGAGGAUCCUAAGCAGAAGAAGAAAGAGGCUGCCAAGAAACCGCGAGAAGCAAGACGGAUAUGAAGUGUUUGGUAGAGACUCAAGAGAUAUAGAGAGAAAGCCAUUUUUUAAUAUCAGCUAGUUGAUCGGACAGAAGGAAUUGUCAAGACACCCAGGCCCGUGAGACAGACAUGAAAUAAUCUGUAUGGAGAGAACAAGCAGAUAGUAAUGUAGAGCAGCAGGAGGGAUAUGAAGUGAUAGGUGUAGAAAGAAAUCUAAGCGGUACCGACUGAUCAACAGAAGGAAAAUGAAGCUGGCAAGAAAUUCAGAGAAGCAAGAUGGAUAUGAAGCACCUUGUAUAGAGGAAAGCCUUGGUACAGACUAUUUGGACAGGGAGAUGAAAGAAGAACAUCCCAAGAGAGACCAAGUGGUAGACUCAGGUUGAUCAGUCAUAAGAAAGAACUUGCCAAGAAACCUAGAGAAGCAAGAUGGCUAUGAAGCAGUCCGUACACAUAUAGAGGGAAACCUUGGUACAGACUCAUUGACCAGAGAGAAGAAGGAACCUGCAGAGAAAUCCAGAGAAGCGAGACGGAUAUGAAGCAGUUUCGGGGGGCUUGUGAUUUAUAAACUUUGAUAUUCUUACAUCCCCAAUUAUCAUUAUCUGUGUCUUUGGUAAAAAUAAAGGACAGUAAAAUCAAACAAUCUUAAA